AUAUGUCUCACUGUUAGAAUUAUUUUAUUUUAUAUGACAUGAUGACAUAUGACCAUAUUACGCACCACGCUUUCCCGGAAAUAAAGUGAAUUUGGCGCGAGACGCUGAGCGAACUUGGUGAUGGAACGUCAGAUACACGCCCCCAGCUUCUCAUACCAUGUGGUUGAUAUAAACACAGUUCACUUUCGUGACAAGCUUUUUGGCUUCAACAUUUUCUUAACUGUGCGCUCGUUUAACAGCUGUCAGCAUGUCUGUGUCCGUCGACGUGAAUUUUCAAACCCAGAUUGUGUCUGUUUUGGAUUCACUUACAAAGGUGGCCGUCGUGGAAAUAACGAAACUGUUCGAGUGUCACUUCCUUGCUAAAGGAACCACUGUUCUCAUUGAAGGGCGGACAAAACAAAAUGAAAUCCUGCAAACGGUGGACUCUGUCAAAAAGUCAGGCAAGAAAUGUCUUCGCAGUAUCGGAGUUCAAGUGGAUGAGGAGUUACCUGGUAUAUGAAAGUGUUACUUCAUCCCACUGUAACGUUGUUGCUGUUAAGAUCCCAGUGAAACAGUUUACAAUCUCAUCCAACGGAUCUUGCUGCUGGAUACUUUGUUGCAACUAGCAAGUAGUACAAUCAUGUUCUCGGGGGAGCCAUAUGUAAAAUUGUCACAUAUGGAUAAAUAAACACGGCCCCAAAACAGUGCUCCGUCUCAAAGGUGAGCAGUGAGGAGGGUCCUGCACAUCAUAUCACCAUGUUGGAGGCUAAUCAGCCUGCUGACCUAAAGUGCUAUGUUCUAGAACACAAGGAUGUGGAGAUGGUGAAGGUGAGCAGUCUGGAACCAGAAUCCCCAACAACCACUGAGCCAGAAGGAGAACAAGUUAUAUAUUCCAGUAAACACAUUAAUUCUAGCCCCUAAGUAUCCAAACCACCUCUCUGGUACUGUUCAAAGCUCCCCAACCUCAAGACAGAAUCAGAGAAUGGAAUGAACACAGAAUGGGUGACUAAAGUCAUCUGUCAAAUGGUCCCAAAGGCAGAAGAGCAGUAUUCAACACCACAGGCAAAUUGUAAAGAAAAGCCUAUCCAGGUGGAGCCCCAAGAGGCCAGUGUCAGCACCGCAAAGGAGACAGCCUAUAGCCCGUCCACCUCAGAUGGGGCUUUGGCUCCUGAACAGGCUAAGAGAAAGUUGACAUCUAUGGGUGCAUUGGACCCUCCCUCUGCAGUGAAGAAUAAAAAUGUGGACUUCAAGCUGGACCAGAUGAUGAUUAUGAAGACGGUGGAUUUCAAGCUGGACCAGACCUCCCUGGAGCACAAAUUGACGAGGGCCUGCUCGGUGCUGCUGGUGAACCUGCUUUUGGUGCCUGGAGGGAAGAAGGCUAAUGGGAGCUACUGUCAAAACAGCAAGAGGUUCCCCAUGCCCAAGGACAUCAAGACCCACCAGGGCCUCCACACAGGCCGGCGCCUUUACUGCUUCACUCAGUGUGGGAACGAUGUCUGGCGGCUUCAAAGCGUCCUCUCCCCGAGCCACUCCUACGGUUGCAAGAUCUGCGGGAAGAGUUUCAAACGCAGGAAGAUCUUGAGGAGGCACGAGCGCUUCCACAACGGGGAGAAGCCCUAUUCAUGCUACCAGUGCUCAAAGAUGUUCGCCCUGCGGAAAAGCCUCCGCAGGCAUGAGAGGUUCCACACGGGGGACAAGCCUCACAGCUGCCUCCAGUGUGGGAAAAGCUUCCGGCUUAGGGACAAUCUGAAGGCUCACCUGCGCUUUCACACAGGUGAGAGACCUUUCACCUGCUCCUUCUGCUCCAAGAGCUUCAGAAUCCUCAGUAACCUUGAGGAACACAGCGUUGAUCACUUGGGGGUGACAGCGAAGUAGCUCACUUUCCGACAAAGAGCUGUUCCUAAGCAUUAGCACCUAGCAGCCUUUAUUGGCUGGUUGUGUAAGCCGCAUUACAAAGCUUAUCUACCUCUAACUGAAACUACUAAAUGCCCAUUCCUCAUUUAUAACUUAUCGUUCAGCAUUGGUUGUUUUUGAACGAUACUAUGAUUGUAAAUAACCAUUAUGACGGAAGAUGGGGACAGUGGAAAGAUCUGAAAUGAGGCAGUCAACCAUCCUGGGGUAGGUUUGGAUUGUCCAGACUGAUCAUCUGAGUAAAGCUUUAGUGGACACUGUUAUUAAUAGCCAUAAUGUUUUUCCAGGCACCGAUUUAUGCCUAGUCCUAAACCAAAAAAGUUAUUGCAAUGGAGAUUUUAUAUUGAGCAUACUGGACUAGGCUUAAUCUGGGUCUGGAAAACUGGCCCCUAGGUCUUUACACUAUUUCUUUGGCCAAAACACUAUGGACAUGGAACUGUUGCAUGUCUCUUUGAAGAAUACAUAGCGUUGUACAUUGGCCAGGGCUGAGAUUAGUGUGAGGUCUUUCUCAGAAAAUCUGUUUUCAUGAUACAUCUUUUCACUUUGUAGUAAAUACAAACAAAUUGUUCCUUUGUAUUUUGGUUUGUAAGUAGUUGUAAAGGUAGGCUUAAAUUGUUUGUUUUAUACUUUUAUCUUGAACCAUUAUGCCAAAUACUAUAGUAAUGCAGCAACUGUCUCUCCUUAUCUUUGUUCAUAGUGCUGUUUUGUCAGGAAAACACCAUCCUUAAACUUCCCUGAUGUCUACACAGGAAAAAGUAUCUAAAGACUCAUGACUUAGUUUAAAAUUAAAAGAAUGGGAAGUAUGAUGCAGCCUUUACUUUUGCAAAUACACAUUUGACUGUUAUUUCAUAUUUCAUAUUUUUUGAUUGAAGCUGAUUGAAGCUGAUGUCUGACUGAGUCCAGGGGUCUGAAAACCUUCCUAAUGCACUGUAAUUCCCUGCGUUUGAGUGAAAAGGUCUGUUUUAUGGUAUGUACUGUGGUUGGCCCUUUUGUCUGGCAAUAAAAAAACACUUGUAUUA
Oncorhynchus gorbuscha (pink salmon) is the source of this 2909-nucleotide messenger RNA. RefSeq names its product zinc finger protein 880-like. Gene Ontology annotation, molecular function: DNA-binding transcription factor activity, RNA polymerase II-specific; RNA polymerase II cis-regulatory region sequence-specific DNA binding. Gene Ontology annotation, biological process: regulation of transcription by RNA polymerase II. The coding region runs from base 967 to 1854 and encodes 295 amino acids. Lineage: Eukaryota; Metazoa; Chordata; Actinopteri; Salmoniformes; Salmonidae. The record is from RefSeq and is a predicted model, not a curated record. The transcript is spliced from 4 exons.